Dissoconium aciculare CBS 342.82 is the source of this 1265-nucleotide messenger RNA. Its product is annotated as urease accessory protein UreG. Bases 420 to 1265 code for a protein of 281 amino acids. The record is from RefSeq and is a predicted model, not a curated record. Lineage: Eukaryota; Fungi; Ascomycota; Dothideomycetes; Mycosphaerellales; Dissoconiaceae. The transcript has 3 exons. Gene Ontology annotation, molecular function: GTPase activity; nickel cation binding.
AAAGUGUUGGUGAUAGGCCUGCCUCGAGGAAAGCGCGUAGUCUGUCUCAUUGCACGCGCCCGCCCAAGACAUGCCCGUAAUCGCGUCGUGAAUGUGGAUCGUCACAGCCUUGAAAGGACACCGUUUGUUUCCCUCGUCAUGCCUCGCGAUAUGGCUCACUUCUCAAUACAUCGUUUCUGAUGGAUGACCAUCGUGUUGACGGCGGCGCGUUAUCAUCUUCAUUACACAUACCCACACGCAAUCACAUUGCGAUUCCAAGACUUCCAACCCCACAUGCCCCACCUCGAACACGGCACAAGUCAUGGCCGGAACGAUAAGAGUCGAGGAAACAAUCACGACGGGCGGACGACCUGAAUGAGAAGUAUUCCAGGACACGCAUCUUUCAACAGCACAAGAACACAUCCUUCCUCGACGAAAAGAUGGCUUCUCACUCACACGACCACCAACACUCCCAUGAGGGACACGCGAGCCAUUCCCACGCCGCAGGCGGCGACCACGGUCACACACAUGAGAUUCUCGACGGACCGGGCUCAUUCCUCGGCCGCGAGAUGCCCAUCGUCGAAGGCAGGAAUUUCGAGGAACGAGCAUUUACCGUCGGUAUCGGUGGACCUGUUGGUUCUGGAAAGACCGCAUUGAUGCUCGCCCUUUGCAUGGCAUUACGAGAGGAAUACAACAUCGCCGCCGUCACCAAUGACAUCUUCACGCGCGAAGACUGCGAGUUCCUCACGCGACACAAGGCACUACCAGCGGAGAGGAUCCGUGCCAUCGAGACGGGAGGCUGUCCUCACGCGGCUGUCCGUGAGGACAUCAGCGUCAACCUGGCGGCCUUGACCGACCUCCACCGAGAAUUCCGUACCCAGCUUCUACUGAUUGAAAGCGGCGGUGACAACCUCGCAGCCAACUAUUCACGGGAGUUGGCGGAUUUCAUCAUUUACGUGAUCGAUGUCAGCGGUGGAGAUAAGAUUCCACGAAAAGGCGGUCCGGGCAUUACCCAGAGUGACUUGUUGAUCGUCAACAAGACCGACCUGGCGGAAUUGAUCGGUGCUGACCUCGGCGUCAUGGAACGAGACGCGAGGAAGAUUCGCUUUCUAGCAUUGUUCCUUGCUGAUGUCCAAUGUGUUGCACACAGAGAGGGUGGCCCGACCAUUUUUGCGCAAGUCAAGCAUGGAAAGGGCAUGGACCAGAUCGUCGACUUGAUCCUGAGCGCAUGGAGAAGUAGCGGGGCCAGCACAGCAGCAGGGAGCGUCGGCGGUGGAACGAAGUGA